Loxodonta africana (African savanna elephant) is the source of this 4903-nucleotide messenger RNA. It is a transcript of the gene POMT2, whose product is annotated as protein O-mannosyltransferase 2. The record is from RefSeq and is a predicted model, not a curated record. The transcript has 21 exons. Gene Ontology annotation, molecular function: dolichyl-phosphate-mannose-protein mannosyltransferase activity. Gene Ontology annotation, biological process: protein O-linked glycosylation via mannose. Bases 148 to 2610 code for a protein of 820 amino acids. Gene Ontology annotation, cellular component: membrane; endoplasmic reticulum. Lineage: Eukaryota; Metazoa; Chordata; Mammalia; Proboscidea; Elephantidae.
AGGGUUUGGACUAGGAUGAUUUUAACUCGCUCUUCUAGUUCGCUCCGCCCUCUCGCCACGCCCCCAUUCCUGGCGCUGUUGGGAAGUGCAGUUCCUUGAGCCGGUCUUCUCUCCUGCCCUGUCUUCCCUGGUCCUACCGGUCCCGUCAUGCUGUGCGACACCAGCCGCCUCCUCCCGGCCGGGGCGGCGACCACGCUUCCCGCCCAGCCCAGAUCCCGGGGCUCGGCGCUCCGCUGCCGGCGGAGAGAACUACAUUUCCCGGGCCACCCCGCCCUGCCCUUUUGUGACUUCUUGGCGGCGCAGCUGGCAAGACCAAGCUUCCCACCGGGCCGGAGGGUUAUUCUGAGGAGGGGAAGGAUGCCGCCCGUAAUGGGCGGAAGCCUGGCAGGAUCCGAGAGGCGCGCCCGGCGGGGUCGCUGUGGACCCCAGGCUGCUAGGGCCGUGGGCCCGGACGUGGCCGCUGAGGAUGCAGCGCGAAGCCCCAAACGGCUUGUCCAGGGCUCGCGGCGCUUCAAGGCAGCCGGCGGGUGGGCCCUGCUGGCCGUGGUGACGCUGCUGUCCUUCGCCACCCGCUUCCACCGUCUGGACGAGCCACCGCACAUCUGUUGGGAUGAGACUCACUUCGGAAAAAUGGGAAGUUACUAUAUCAACCGCACCUUUUUCUUUGAUGUACACCCACCUCUGGGAAAGAUGCUGAUAGGUCUUGCUGGCUACCUGAGUGGAUAUGAUGGUACCUUUUUGUUCCAGAAGCCUGGGGACAAAUAUGAGCAUCACAGCUACAUGGGAAUGAGAGGAUUCUGUGCAUUCCUGGGUUCUUGGCUGAUUCCCUUUGCCUACCUCACUGUGCUGGAGGUAUCCAAGUCUCUUCCAGCAGCACUGCUCACUGCUGCCCUCCUCACCUUUGACACAGGAUGCCUCACUCUGUCUCAGUACAUCCUCCUUGACCCCAUCCUGAUGUUCUUCAUCAUGGCUGCCAUGCUGAGCAUGGUCAAGUACAACUCCUGCACAGACAGGCCCUUCUCUGCUUCCUGGUGGUUCUGGCUCAGCCUGACUGGCAUUAGUCUCGCUGGUGCUCUAGGGGUCAAGUUUGUUGGCCUCUUUAUCAUCCUGCAAGUAGGAUUGAACACCAUUUCAGACCUUUGGCACCUGUUCGGAGACCUCAGUCUUUCAUUGGUGACUAUGGGAAAACACCUGAUUGCUCGCAUCCUGUGCCUCAUAGUGCUGCCCCUGGCUCUCUACAUGGCCAUUUUUGCUGUUCACUUCAUAGUGCUGAAUAAAAGUGGUCCUGGUGAUGGCUUCUUUAGUUCUGCCUUCCAGGCCCGACUUUCAGGGAACAACCUUCACAAUGCUUCCAUUCCUGAACACCUGGCCUAUGGCUCUGUGAUUACGGUGAAGAACCUCCGGAUGGCCAGCGGCUACCUCCAUUCCCACAGGCACCUCUACCCCGAGGGCAUUGGCGCCCGCCAGCAGCAGGUCACCACCUAUUUGCACAAGGACUACAACAACCUGUGGAUUGUCAAGAAACAUAAUACGAACUCAGAUCCCCUAGAUCCUUCAUUGCCAGUGGAGUUUGUGAGACAUGGAGACAUCAUUCGACUAGAACACAAAGAGACUUCACGGAACUUGCACAGUCACUAUCAUGAGGCACCCCUGACCCGGAAGCACUAUCAGGUCACUGGCUAUGGCAUAAAUGGGACAGGGGACUCAAAUGAUUUCUGGCGGAUUGAGGUUGUAAACAGAAAAUUUGGAAACCGGAUCAAAGUGCUGAGAAGUCGAAUUCGCCUUAUCCAUCUGGUCACAGGUUGUGUCCUGGGCUCCUCAGGAAAGGUCCUGCCCAAGUGGGGCUGGGAGCAGUUGGAAGUUACUUGCACUCCAUACCUGAAGGAGACCCUCAACUCUAUCUGGAAUGUGGAGGACCAUUUUAAUCCCAAAUUGCCAAACAUCAGCCUGGACGUGCUGAAGCCCAGUUUUCCUGAGAUCUUGCUGGAGUCCCACAUGGUCAUGCUCCGGGGGAACAAUGGCCUCAAACCCAAGGAUAAUGACUUCACAUCCAAGCCCUGGCACUGGCCUAUCAACUACCAGGGCCUGCGCUUCUCAGGUAUCAAUGACACGGACUUCCGAGUCUAUCUGCUUGGCAACCCAGUGGUUUGGUGGCUGAACCUUUUGAGCAUUGCCCUCUACCUCCUCACAGGGAGCUUCACUGCUGUGGCUCUGCAAAGAGGGGUCCACCUGCCAGCGGAGGUGGAAGGGCUGUCCCAGGUCCUGCUACGAGGAGGCGGUCAGGCCCUGCUUGGCUGGGUGCUCCAUUACUUCCCGUUCUUCUUGAUGGGCCGGAUCCUUUACUUCCACCACUACUUCCCAGCCAUGCUCUUCUCCAGCAUGUUGACAGGGAUUCUGUGGGACACGCUCCUGCGGCUCUGUGCCUGGCGCCUGGCCCCCUCCUCCCUGGCCAGGGGCAUCCAUGUAGGGGGAAUCCUGAGCCUGCUCCUGGGAACUGCCUACAGCUUCUACCUCUUCCACCCUCUGGCUUACGGGAUGGUUGGCCCCCUUGCCCAGAACCCCCUCAGUCCAAUGGCAGGGCUAAGGUGGCUAGAAUCAUGGGACUUCUGAGACUACUGGAAGGACUCCACCCUGGAUCCAGGAACUGCCUGGAGACAGCCAGGUGUGGAGCCAGUCCCUGGGCCCUCUUGGCUGUGGAGGAAGCUGCCCAGGAGCCUGAGGACCUCUGCUGCCUGCCAGGACCAACUUCUAGGGGUGAACUCGGAGUGGAUUUAGGCCAGCACUGGAGAGAGCCACAGCUGGCUGGGUCUGCAGCCCUGUGGAGAUGCCACAGCAGGGGUGGCUGCACAGCCAAGGACAACGUCUCACAGGCCCAUUUCCCUGAGUGUGUGACAUGAGGGAGAAUGAGUGUGCAAGAGGGUGGGUGUGAGAGUGUAGGUGUGAGGGUGCAUGUGUCCAUAUGCCUGUGGAAUGUAGACCAUGUGACUGUGGACAGCUGAAUGUCAUAAACUCCAAGAAACAGUCCAGGGCUGCAAUAAUUCAUUUGGUAUUUCUUCAUGUUGGCUUUGGUUCGGUUUGGGUUUGUAAGAUCCAUCAAAGGUUCUCUGACCUAUAAGAGGGUCCAGGGCUGAGAGUACAGACACCACCUUGGGGUAUCACCAAGGGCAGAGCAGACAGACCGUCAGUGCCUGCUGCCGUCCUUCCUGUAGACAGACAGUGCCUCUGAGCAGGAGAGCAAGCCGGCUGAGCUGCAGGACCCAUCUCCCAGCUGCUUCCCCUCAAGGUUGCUGCUGGCAAGUCUCCUUUGUGGCAACUGGUGGCCAGACUUCCUGCCUGGGCCGUGUGCAGAGGACUGAGCUCCUCAGCCCUGGCUCCUCGCUCUCCGGGGAUAAUGUCCGACUCCCUCAGGUUGUGGGGGAACGGUAUCCUAACCAUGGCUGUGCUGUGUCCCCGGACCUGUGUGUCAGAGGCUGCUUCUCUGCCAUCCCUUCUCCUCUGCAUCAGGCCUGGCCAGGAGGACCAGGACAGAUGCAGUCUACUGAUUGCUGGGCGAGCCUUUGGAGACCCUUGCUAAACAGUGAGGCAGACAAGAGGGAGGGAGGGCAGGGAGUCUGUGUGGGUCUGGGCUGGGACCCCGGGGGGUGCUGGGGUAUGGGCACUCAGGGCUGUCACUUGCUGGGCUUCCCCAGCUGACAGCCCCUGCUCUUUCACUCCAUUGGCAUUUUCCCUUCUCUGUGUCCCUAUUUCUCCUCUCUUUUCCCAAAAGACUCAGAGCACCUACAAAUGCAUUACAGCUUCUUUUCUCGACCACUUUGAUGCCCAAACAAGAAGCUCAGCACUGUUCACCUUCCAUUUCCUUCCCAAAUGCAAAGGAUUAAGAAAACACUUGUGUCAGAACCAAACCAGCCCAAAGGCAGCCCCUCAGCCUGCAUCCCUCCUCCCAGCGCACAGAGGACUGUGGUGCUUCAGGGCUUAAAGAUGGAUCUCUGCCACACUCCAUCAUCCCUCCCCUGUAGUCCCCACCAACCCUGACAAGGUCAGAGCUCUUUAGAGCAUCUUCAGGAGACGGUUGCCACGGAGACUGGAAAUUGGCCCCAGAGACAGGCUGUGCUACCCACUGGGUGGUGGGGAGGGAAGCUUCUGGGCCAUGCUUGGAGUUCAGACCAACCGUCAUUAAUGUUAAUAGAGGAAAUGCAGCAAUGUCAAAAGCAAGGCAGGCUGGUUAAUUAGAUCUGGGGCCUGAUGACCUCCCUCUCCCAGGGCUACAGCCCUUUUGACUUCCCCCAGCAGGAAGCCCUGCCUGUGUGCUGAGUCUGGGCUGCUUGUUUAAUUGCAUUUGUGGAAGGGAGGGCAGCAGGGAUGGAGAACCUCCGCCCACCCCUCCUCCCCACAGGUGGAGUUGAUUUCUUCUGACUGGGUGGGGGCAGCCAUCUGGGUAGCUCUGCUGGAGGUGGAAUUCAGGAGUCUGUUCUUGGCUCUUCGUGAAAGAGGUGGCACGCAGUGCCAUCCAGGAGGUGGUGGAUGUUCCCUUGUGCGUUCUUUAUUUCCCGAUAUGAACUUGUUGAAAGGGGGCAGCCACUCUGAGAGGGUGAGGCAAGGAGAAGGCUCAGGAGCCUUCUGCCCACUAAUUUGGCCACACUGGGCACAAAGGGUUCCUCUGUCUCUUCCACUUCUUUCCUCCUCUUCCUCCAUGCCCAGGCUGGCAGACACAUCUCUGGGGACAGGGCCACAUGGAUUCAUGUAGCUUCAAACUCUCAGGCUCUGUUAUUUGGAAGGUGCUGGGGUGAGGGGCUGCUCUGAAUAUGGACUCCAGCCCCCAGAGAUCAGCAGAAAUAUAACAUGCCACGGACUUGCGGGUGGACGCAGAAGACACUUGUUAGUCAGCCCAACCUCCAGCCAGCUU